AUGUCGGGUCCGGCGAUGUGCAGUGGUACUGGCGAGACUGUGUUUCGCUCGAUCCACUCUGUUGGGCGCUUCUGGAUCUUUGAGGGAAAGAAUCCAGAUUCACAGACAGAAGAGCUCGACCACGAAUAUCUGGAUACAAUAAUUGUCCAGGGACGUGAGUUUCAAAAGUAUGCGAUCGACCAUCGAAUAUAUUUUGGACCAAUCGAUGAUGAAGAAGCACAACGGUUGGAUGCUCAGCAGCAGAUUUUCCAGAGAAUCUUCGAUGACCGCCUGGUCUUUCCGCCAAUUCGUCGACUGCGAAGGGUCUUAGAUUGUGGACAUGGAGCCGCUUCAUGGGCUAUAGAGGUUGCUGAGCAGAAUCCAGAUUGCGACGUUAUUGGCGUGGACAUUGCCCCGCACAUGAGCCCAGACGAUGUCCCAGAAAAUCUUUGGCUGCAAGUUGACGACUUGAACCGCACAUUCACAUUCCCUUCGAACCAUUUCGACCUGGUCCACUCUCGACUUCUUGCGACCGGCAUCCAUCGUACUCGAUGGCCAUCCUAUAUCCGCGAUAUCAUCAGGGUCUUGAAGCCGGGUGGAUGGGUUCAAAUGGUCGAAAUAUAUCACAAUGUGCAAUCCGACAACGGCUCAAUCACCGAACAGCAUGCCUUAAGAAGAUGGAGCACGCAAUACAUGCGUGCUUUGGAAGAUAGGAAAGAUCUUCGCAUCGGAUCAAAGUUGCGAGCUUCUCUAAUCGAGGCGGGACUCGAGGAGGUUGACACAAACAUGGUUCCUCUCCCUUUGUCGGCGUGGUCGACCGAUGCAAGGAUGCGAGCUAUAGGGCAGUGCAACAGUGAUAACAUCCAACAACUCCUCCGAUCCUUGGCGCUAUACCCCCUCACCCAGCGUUUGCACAUGUCGACAGAAAAUUUUGAGUUGUUGGUACAACAGGCACAGCAGGAAGCCAGAGAUCCUUCCUUGAAGGCAUAUUUCCCUUUAUAUGUUUGCAUUGGUCGAAAGCCGUUGCGAUGA
Molecule: messenger RNA, 1011 nt
Organism: Penicillium verhagenii
Lineage: Eukaryota; Fungi; Ascomycota; Eurotiomycetes; Eurotiales; Aspergillaceae
Product: class I SAM-dependent methyltransferase
Exons: 8
Coding region: 1-1011 (336 amino acids)
Molecular function (GO): methyltransferase activity
Source: RefSeq, a predicted model, not a curated record